This is a messenger RNA of Exserohilum turcica Et28A, 309 nucleotides long. RefSeq lists its product as uncharacterized. NCBI's taxonomy places the organism in Eukaryota, Fungi, Ascomycota, Dothideomycetes, Pleosporales, Pleosporaceae. The transcript has a single exon. The record is from RefSeq and is a predicted model, not a curated record. Bases 1 to 309 code for a protein of 102 amino acids.
AUGUCGGGCGGAUCAUGCGCAGCCUUGACGACAAGCGGCUCUGCUGCUGGUGCUGGUGCCGGUGCUGGUGCAAGAUGGCAACCUGCUUUUCUGGCAGCCGUUGCCAUGCUGCGUGGUGACGGAGGCCGACCGCAGAGCCAGCCUCUCCGCGCUCGCAUGCCCACGCCCACUCCCCCUCAUCGGACAAGUUGGUGUCGAUGCAAGUGCAAGGCGCCGCCGCAUCUUGCUGCCACUGCCAUCUGCCGCCAUCUGCCAUCUAUGUACUCUGGCGCUGGGUCCGAGCCCAGACGGCACAGUGGGGCAGUGUAG